Messenger RNA from Cryptomeria japonica (Japanese cedar), 1750 nucleotides. Its product is annotated as probable membrane metalloprotease ARASP2, chloroplastic. Gene Ontology annotation, molecular function: metalloendopeptidase activity; protein binding. Lineage: Eukaryota; Viridiplantae; Streptophyta; Pinopsida; Cupressales; Cupressaceae. Gene Ontology annotation, cellular component: membrane. Gene Ontology annotation, biological process: proteolysis. The coding region runs from base 145 to 1512 and encodes 455 amino acids. The transcript has a single exon. The record is from RefSeq and is a predicted model, not a curated record.
CUACACCCACGCAAAGAGAUAAGAGAAAACAAGAGAUUUGUCUCGUAGCAAUAGGAAACUGCAAACCACCCAUUGCCAUUCCCCCUUUCCUUCAUCUGGAUAUUUCAUCUCCCAUUUGUUAUGUGUUAUUAAGGCAAUAAGACAAUGUUGCGCCUCUGCAACACAGCGCUCUCCUCAGCUGCAGGAUGCGCGUUGCCAUUAAUGAAAGGGGCAGGAGGACGACAAAUACUUUUGUACAGGCAACAACCAAAACAAUGGCCCAACAAACGAAAACAAUAUAAAACCUUCAUCCCAUCUCUCUGCAGUAGCAGAAAUCUAAUGAGCACAGAGGAAUUGAAAAGAAGAUCAAGCGUGUUGCUUCUAUCGAGUCCGGUAGUAGGAAUAGGAUUAGGCGUAGGCAGCGUAAGCCUAGAGGGGGUGCAGUCAGUAUUAGAGGCAGUAGGAGUGCUGGCAGCCAUUGUUACAGUGCACGAAUCUGGGCACUUCUUGGCAGCCUAUUUGCAGAACAUUCAUGUGAGUAAAUUCGCGAUUGGGUUCGGCCCCACGCUAUUGAAAUUUAAUGUGAAGAGUGUGGAAUGCUCUUUGAGAGCCAUUCCGCUGGGAGGGUAUGUGGGCUUUCCAGACAAUGAGCCGGAGAGUGUAAUACCCGCCGAUGACAAGGACUUGUUGAAGAACAGACCUAUCUUGGACCGCUUCAUGGUGACAGUGGCGGGCGUAGUGGCCAACAUGGUAUUCGCUUACAUAAUUCUGUUUGCGCAGGUUUUGACGGUGGGAAUGGUGGAGCAGGAGCCCUUUCCGGGCGUGCUCGUUCCGCAGGUGUUCUCUGGUUCGCCGGCCGCGAGGGACGGCAUGGAAUCGGGUGAUGUGGUGCUGGGCGUUAAUGGCCGCCUGUUCACCCUGGGGGAGCCCGCAGCGGCCGUUUUUGAUAUGGUGGAUAUCAUCAAAAAGAACCCAGGGAAGCCGCUUUCUCUUUUAGUGGAGAGGAGGAAGGUGGAGAGCAAAUUGCAGGUGGAUGUGACGCCUGAUGGGGCAGGGAAAAUUGGGGUUCAGCUCGCCCCCAAUGCCAAAAUUGUUAAGGUGAAAGCGCAGGGGGUUUUGGAUGGGGCUGUCCGGGCCGGGUCGGAGUUUGGGAGAGUUUGGGGGAAUGUGGUAGGAGGGCUAAAGCAGGUGCUCCUCAAUUUCUCGGAGACGGCCAGGCAGGUUUCUGGUCCUGUGGGGAUUGUGGCGGUGGGGGCGGAGGCAGCCCGCUCCACGGUUGAGGGGGUUAAUCUUUUUCAGUAUGCGGCUCUUGUUAAUCUCAAUUUGGCGGUGGUCAAUCUGCUGCCACUUCCGGCUCUGGAUGGAGGGUACUUGGCGCUCAUUGCCCUCGAGGCUGCACGAGGCGGUAAGAAGUUGCCCAAAGAGCUUGAGCAGGCUAUCAUGUCUUCUGGAAUCACUUUGCUUCUUUUUCUUGGCUUUUUCCUCAUUGUUCGUGACACUCUCAAUCUGGAUUUUGUUCGAGAAAUGCUAUAAUUCUUGGACAAGUUGUUUAAGGUACACAAUUAUACACGGGGGCACAAACUUGUGCUGAAUCCCUUACAUUUGAUCCAGCCUUCCACAACAGCAACUUUACCCCUGGUGCUCAAGGACGGACCUCCCAUUCAAAAUCCCCUAGAUAUUUGUACAAGAGUUAAGUAGACCAAACUAUUGCUCCAUCAUUAAGGAAAAGUUAUAGACUGCUUUCUGUAAAUCAAAAUAUUCUCUUUACCUA